AGUGGCGGCGGAGGCGCGGGCAAGGCCAAGAAGUCGGUGGACAAGAACAGCAACGAGUACCGGGUGCGGCGCGAGCGCAACAACAUCGCGGUGCGCAAGAGCCGCGACAAGGCCAAGCAGCGCAACGUGGAGACGCAGCAGAAGGUGCUGGAGCUGACCAGUGACAAUGACCGCCUGCGCAAGCGGGUGGAACAGCUGAGCCGCGAACUGGACACGCUGCGGGGCAUCUUCCGCCAGCUGCCAGAGAGCUCCUUGGUCAAGGCCAUGGGCAACUGCGCGUGAGGCGCGCGGCUGCGGGACCGCCCUGGGCCAGCCUCCGACGGGGACCCAGGGGUGGUUUGGGGUCGCCGGAUCUCGAGGCUUGCCCGAGCCAUGCGAGCCAGGACUAGGAGAUUCCGGUGCCUCCCGAAAGCCUGGCCUGCUCCGCGUGUCCCCUCCCUUCUUCUGCGCCGGACUUGGUGCGUCUGAGAUGAGGGGGCCAGGCGGUGACUUCUCCCUGCGAGGAGGGGAGAAUUCUUGGGGCUGAGCUGGGAGCCCGGCAACUUUAGUAUUAAGGAUAACCUUGUGCCUUGGAAAUGCAAACUCACCGCUCCGAUGCCUACCGAGUAGGGGGAGCAAAUCGUGCCUUGUCAUUUUAUUUGGAGGUUUCCUGCCUCCUUCCCGAGGCUGCAGCAGGCCCCCAUGAGAGAAGGAGGGGAGCAGACCCCUGACAGGAGGAGGGCUCAGGGAGCUGAGAUCCCGACAAGCCAACCGGCCCCAGCCGCUCCUCCGAGCCUGUCCUUAGAAAUGGGGGGAAACAUAGGGACUUGGGGCUUGAAACCUAAGGUUGUUCCCCUAGUUCUACAUGAAGGUGGAGGGUCUAGUUCCACGCCUCUCCCAGCUCCCUCCGCACACACCCCACCCCAGCCUGCUAUAGGCUGGGCUUUCCCUUGGGGCGGAACUCACUGAGAUGGGAGUCACCAGGUGACCAGUGGGAGCCCCCACCACGAGUUAGACCAGAAAGCUAGGUCUUGAGUCAGCUCUGAGGAUGUAUACCCCUGGUGGGAGAUGGAGACCUAGAGAUCUGGCCGUGGGCGGGCUUGGGGGGUGAAGGGCCACUGGGACCCUCAGCCUUGUUUGUACUGUAUGCCUUCAGCAUUGCCUAGGAACACGAAGCACGAUCAGUCCAUCCCAGAGGGACCGGAGUUAUGACAAGCUUUCCAAAUAUUUUGCUUUAUCAGCCGAUAUCAACACUUGUAUCUGGCCUCUGUGCCCCAGCAGUGCCUUGUGCAAUGUGAAUGUGCGCGUCUCUGCUAAACCACCAUUUUAUUUGGUUUUUGUUUUGUUUUGGUUUUGCUCGGAUACUUGCCAAAAUGAGACUCUCCGUCGGCAGCUGGGGGAAGGGUCUGAGACUCUCUUUCCUUUUGGUUUUGGGAUUACUUUUGAUCCUGGGGGACCAAUGAGGUGAGGGGAGUUCUCCUUUGCCCUCAGCUUUCCCCGGCCCCUCGGCCUGGGCUGCCCACAAGGCUUGUCCCCCAGAGGCCCUGGCUCCUGGUCGGGAAGGGAGGUGGCCUCUCGCCAACACAUCACUGGGGCUGGGAGCAGGGAAAGACGGCUUGGUUCUCUUCUUUUGGGGAGAACGUAGAGUCUCACCCUAGAUGUUUUAUGUAUUAUAUCUAUAAUAUAAACAUAUCGAAAGUCAA
Mandrillus leucophaeus (drill) is the source of this 1682-nucleotide messenger RNA. It is a transcript of the gene CEBPA, whose product is annotated as CCAAT/enhancer binding protein (C/EBP), alpha. The transcript has a single exon. Gene Ontology annotation, biological process: DNA-templated transcription; myeloid cell differentiation; regulation of transcription by RNA polymerase II. NCBI's taxonomy places the organism in Eukaryota, Metazoa, Chordata, Mammalia, Primates, Cercopithecidae. The annotation marks the transcript as partial. Gene Ontology annotation, molecular function: DNA-binding transcription factor activity, RNA polymerase II-specific; RNA polymerase II cis-regulatory region sequence-specific DNA binding. The record is from RefSeq and is a predicted model, not a curated record.